CAGCCGGCCGAAACAGGGGAACCUACAUCCCCUAGCGUGCCGCGCAUAGUAGUCAGUUGAUAGAUAGUUCGUCUAGACCCAGCGAGGCGCACGUCCCCAUCGGCGCCCUCUCCUAGGCUUUUGCUAGGCCGUGUUGAGAGUCAAAGCUGCUAGUCUGGAUUGAAAUCUGACUGCUAAGGAGUCUGUUACUCGCGGGCUGCAGCGACUCAGGUGCGCUCGGCAACAGCGUGUGCCGACCAUGGCACGCAGCAACCUCAGGCGGCCCAGCCCAGCAAAGGUUGCCUCUUCCGCGUUCUUAUUGGCGCUGGCGGCCAUGAAGACGGCGACACUACUCGUCGUCCUGGCCGUCGGCCUGGGACAAGUGCUUGCAGAUAACUCGGAGCUCUUCAGCUCUGGGAGGUCUCUCCUACAAGCCGUAUCAGGCACCACUGUGUUCCCCUACCACAGCUGUAACAAGAAGCAGCCCGCCGGCUCUCCCUGCUACUUUGGCUCGCCCACCACCCGUGUCAUCAACAGCACCGUGAGCGAGUUCUGCUUCACCGCGACUUGCCCCGGCUGCCGCGACGCCAGCAACAACUGCUGCGCGUCGCUGUCCAAAAACAUCAAGAAGAUUAUCUUCAACGCCAAGCUCAGCUGCCGCGCGCCGCUGAAGUCCAUCUUCCAGCCCGUCUCCUGGAAUGGCAAGCCCAUCUCAUCGUCGCUGUACAUCGAUGAGAUCCCCAACGUCGCCACGAUGAUUCGCUGGACUAGCAUCGACAUCCCGGCCUCGCAGCUGGACGGCGAUCGCCUGUGCAUCCGCGCCCCGGCGCCCUGCAACACGGUGGAUUCGCUCUUCAUCAUGGAGAGCCAGGGCUUCCCCCAGGUGGCCCUGAUGGACAGCACGGACGGCGGCAACGGCUGCUGCCCCUCCCGCUACCCCGACAUGCCCCCGCCCUCGCCCCCUCCCCCUCCCCCGCCGUCUCCUCCUCCCCCGUCGCCCCCUCCCCCCUCGCCCAAGCCCCCCAGCCCGCCGCCGCCCAGCCCUCCCCCGCCCUCGCCUCCUCCCCCCAGCCCCAAGCCCCCCUCGCCCAAGCCCCCCAGCCCGCCUCCCCCCUCCCCUCCCCCUCCCUGCACCACCUGCAUUGACGUGACCAUCAAGAAGACUGCCGACCUCGCGCCCGGCAGCAUCUUCCAGUGGGACUCCGAGAUGUGCACCGACGUGGCACCCCAGCUUGUGGACGACCUGCAGACGCGCAUCGAGGACGCCAACGCUCGCGUGCUGAGCGCCUUUGGCAUCAAGUCGUGCGCCGGCGAGAAGCUGACCAUUUGCGGCACCUGGUUCUCAAAGGAGGACGCGGCCCUUGUGAACGGCCCCGAUGGUGAGUACACCAGGGACAUGCUUCUGGACUGGAUCAACAUCAUUGCUCCCGACUGCCCCGACUACGCCCGCGGCUACUCUAUCCGUGCCGAGGCCCACGACCAGGGCAGCACCGACUCCACCACCGGCUGCAUGUACGGCACCGCCCAGCGCGACUGCGCCCCGCCCUCACCGCCGCCCAGCCCCCCGCCUCCUCCUCCUCCUCCCCCGCCGCCCCCUCCUCCCCCGGCCCCGCCGCCGCCGCCCCCUCCUCCCCCUCCUCCCCCGCCCCCGCCAUCGCCUCCUCCGCCCCCGCCCCCGCCCCCUCCUCCCCCUCCUCCCCCACCGCCGUUCCCUCCUCCUCCCCCGCCGCCCCCGCCUCCUCCCCCCUCGCCCCCUCCCCCCUGCACCACCAUGUGCGUCACGUGGCUCAUCACCAACCAGGCCGUUGACCAGGCCGCCUGCGACCUGCUGGCCCAGUCCCUGCAGGACAUGGUGCUGGCCUCGUACGGCGUCCUGAACGGCGGCUUCACCUGCAACGGCGUGGACACGGGCAAGCGCGAGGUGACUGCCUGCGCCGACUUCGCAACCGAGGCCGGCGGCCAGGCGUACGGCUCCAUGCUGGACGACACUGGCUUUGACAUGAUCAAGGUGGCUGUGGGCUUCGGCAACGUGUACGUGAACACGCCCGCAGGCCCCGUGUGCGACUCCAGCUCCAUCACCGCCACGCUGUUCACCAAGCUCACGCCCGGCGCCGCGCCCUGCGGCGUGUGGCGCACCGCCGACGCGUGCGCGCCGCCCAGCCCCAACGGCUUCCCCUACUGCAAGUGCGACCCCCGUCUGGCCAACCGCACGCCCUAUUCGCUGUCGUUCAAGUCCAAGUCCAGCCGCACCGUCAACGGCUUCCCCGCCAACGUGUACUGCUUCAGCAUCAAGGUGGACGCCGGCGUGUGCGGCAACAGCCGCUGCUGCAACAUGGAUCUGGACAAGGUGGAGUGGCUGACGGACACGACCAACUGCCGACAGGCGGCGGUUGGCUACACCGUCUCCAUUCGCCCCACCGACGUGAAGAUGCCUGUGUGGACCCGCCAGAUUGACAACACCGUCGUGCCCGCUACGAGCUUCGACGUGUACAAGACCAACCAGUUGGGCCUGACGCUGGGCAACGCCGACGGCGCUGAGAUUUGCCUCAUCCUUAAGCAGAAGAGCUCUUGCCCCACCCUGGACACCUUCUGCAGCCAGGGCGACAUUGGCUGCCAGUACGCCGUCUUUGACAAGACCCAGAACUGCUGCGCCGAGGACUGGUCGCUAAACGCUGGCGACGGCUCGUUCUCGCGCCGGCGGUUCCGCCUGGCGCUCUAAGCAGCCAAGCAAGCUGUCAAGGCCUAGGGUUGGACAGAAUUGUCCAACUGCCUCAUAGCCGGCUGCUUGGAUGUAUGCAGUACGAAGUGAGCGUGCGUGCGCGCAGUCUCGUGCCGCGCGAGUGGAAAAGCAGCAGUAUUCAUAGACAAUUGUCCUAGAUGUGUGGCGUGCGCUGGUGCUGUACACUGCGAGCAUGAUGCGUGCGUGAUGUAUGCGUGGCAGGGUUCGUGUGUGGGUUGCGGAUAAUGGUGCCACAUGGAACGGAUGGUGCGGGCAGCAGUGGCGCACAUGGCGUGUGUGUCGACGAGAAGCAACGAGGGCUAGCUGCGGCCUCACCCGCCCCCAAUGGUAGGGGGCUGUGCGGGCGUUCUGUAACGCCGUGACCUGUGGCGGCCCCUCGAGCCUUUCUCUCGAUUGUUGGCCACCGCGCAUGGCGUUGGACUGGAAUGGCCCUUGGGUGGCAAAGAGCUCAAGCAGAAAGAAACUCGUGUGCAUCCGACACAAUACAUCAUGGCGUUAUGUUGCAUCUUGCUCCCAUGUUGGUUUUGGUUUUGUGUGAUUCGGUUUUUCAGGGGCCUGAGAUGCCCCCAUCUGCAUCUCUUCUCUCUUCUUGACUUUUUGACAUCUCACAAAGCAACACUAUUCCAGUACAGAGUCUCCAACCAGACUGAUGACCUCUUAUUUCGCUUAUGAAACCCUUGGAUACAAGGCGGUGCAAAGCUAGGCAGCUGUGUUCGGAGGAUGAUGCGUGACAGGUAGAGGAGAGAACCAACGGCUCAAAUGCUUCAAUGAGGCCUACGAAAUGUAAAACUAACUACCG
Chlamydomonas reinhardtii is the source of this 3518-nucleotide messenger RNA. RefSeq lists its product as uncharacterized. Lineage: Eukaryota; Viridiplantae; Chlorophyta; Chlorophyceae; Chlamydomonadales; Chlamydomonadaceae. The transcript is spliced from 5 exons. The coding region runs from base 239 to 2698 and encodes 819 amino acids. The record is from RefSeq and is a predicted model, not a curated record.